AUGGAUCCAUCACAACCAUGUAACUUAUCUCCAUCAACAGUAAUGCCAAUUUAUCAAUUAGCACAACCAUGUUGGUCAUCACCUGUAACUACCGAUGCUAUGAAAUCACAAACAAGUACUCAAAUGAUUGGUAUACAAAUCUCACCAUCAGCUAUGACUGAUGUUGAAUCUCGAUCAACAAUGCCAAUGGGAACUCAACCAACAUCAAAAUCAGGACAAAUGAUGUCUGACACUUCUGUUCGACCAUUUGUUGGAGUACAAUCACAACAAGCAACAGCUUAUACUCGUACAGCACGAAAUAUGCCACCUAAUAAUUCAACUGGAUUUUUAGAUUCAAUUGUAGUUGCUGAACAAAAACCAUUAACAUUGGCUGCUCUUGCUAAUGCAACACCAUUAGAGCAAAAACAAAUGUUAGGUGAACGUUUAUUUCCAUUGAUUCAACAAAUUCAACUAGAAUUAGUUGGUAAAAUAACUGGUAUGCUCCUAGAAAUUGAUAAUACUGAACUUCUUUAUAUGCUCGAAUCAAGUGAAUUACUUAAAGCUAAAGUUGAAGAAGCUAUUGCUAUACUUCAAACAUAUCAAGCUAAACAAGCAGCAACUAAUUCUGUUGCUCAAAAAAAUCAAAUAUCAUCAUUUAAAAAUGAAAAUAAAACAAAAUCCAAGCAAAUGUAUUGGCACAUAUACAUACACAGAGAUUGUCUUUUGUUUUUUUUCUUCUGCUUCGUUUACUAUUGUUCAUUUCUGUUAUUAAGUAUGAAAAAAAGUAGCUCGCUACAAAAUCAUUAUCAUCAUUAUUAAAUACUUAAAAAAAAAUUACUAAAAACACUCAUGCUUUUUGUUUUUCAAAUAUGUUCUAUUUUAACGAGCAGAAAAGAGUGAAAACUAAAAAAAAUGAAGUUCAAUACAAAUGAAACUCAAUAAAAUCUAACAACGUUCAUACUGCUUUUCCAGAAAAUGACUAGAUGCUCAUGUAAUAAUAAAAUGCCAGAUGUCGAUAGAUUAAGUCAAUCACUAUCACAGCCAUUUUACUUUUCAUGUCAUUUAUUUCUAUGUAUUGUUGUUUCUAUUUUAUUAUUAUGAUUCCAUUUAUGAAGAUAUGAAUAAAUAGAGAAAAACAAAAUUUAUCCAUAGCGAACAAAUCAUCGAAGAAUUAAAAUAUUCCCCAUUGAUGAUAAUUUAAAAAAUAGGAUGCGGAUGUGUAGAGCAACUAUGAUGCUACAUUUUACCUCAGCAACGAAGAUCUUCAAAUGGUACUCAUUUCAAUUUAAAUUCAGAAUAGGGGUGGGACGUUAUUUCUAAUUCAAUUUAAUUAAGCCAUUUUAUUAACCAAUUUUACUUAAAACUUAAAAUUAAGUGUUAAGUUUUUCUAACUCCAACUUAACCGCCUAAUAUUAAAUAUUAAUAAAAAACUUAAUUCUUAAAAAUAAUUGUUAAUGAAAAAACUUAAAACUGAAAAUUAAGUUUUAAGUUUUAAAAAGACAACUUAAUUUCUUAAUAUUCAGUUUUUUAAAAGAAAACUUUAUUUCUUAAUAUUAAGUGUUAAGUUUUUCUAAUUAACGCUUAAUUCACUUAAAAUUAAGUGAUACAUUUAUAGUUCUCACCCCCUAUUCUAUGAAGGGACCCUUAGGUCCUCAAGUCCUAUUAUAUGAGCGUACCCUUGGGUCCUGAAGUGGGUGUGGGGUGUGGGUAAGGGCGUUUGGGUGUGGGUGUGGGUGUGGGUGUGGGUGGGUGUGGGUGUGGGUGGGUGUCGGUGUGGGUGGGUGUGGGUCUGGGUGUGUGUGGGUGUGGGUCUGGGUGUGUGUGGGUGUGGGUCUGCGUGUGUGUGGGUGUGGGUGUCGGUGGGUGUGGGUCUGGGUCUGAGUGGGUGUGGCUGUGGCUGUGUAGGUGUAGGUGUGGGUGUGGGGGAUGUGGGUGUGGGGACGUCGGAUUAAAGAUAACGAUAACACUUAUAGCCGCACUCCACCCACAUUCCACUCACACUCCACCCAAACCCACACCCACAUCCACACUCACACUCACACCCACACUCCCAAAAUGAGUUAUAGAUGCGAUAUCCUCUUUUCUAAUCUCUCUCCAUACGCAACAUCCUAUUUAUGAGUUGCUUUCUCUCUCUGAAAAUUUUCUCGUUCACAUCUUUCUCUCUCCGAAAUAUCUUCGUUAUAUGUAAUUUUUUCUCUCAUCUACCAUGGUCUCAUACACAUCUUCAUAUAUAAUAUGGAGUCUUCACGUAAAGUAAACUGAAAGACGAUCCUAACUUUGUUCGACACUUUCCAUCUAUACUUGGAGCUUUCGCGAAAACAAUCAUAGCUCAUCUUCAGUGAAAACGAAACACAGGAGCGACACUGAACUGUUGCACAUCCUAAACGUUCAAAUGAAUUCUCUUCUACAACUUAUCCAUUCACUCAAUCAUGAUAAGAAUCCUAUAUACCUAUAACAAUAAUACUUAUACGAUCCGACAACUGUUCCAUCUAUUUGGGCGACGAUAAGGUA
This is a messenger RNA of Rotaria sp. Silwood1, 2490 nucleotides long. NCBI's taxonomy places the organism in Eukaryota, Metazoa, Rotifera, Eurotatoria, Philodinida, Philodinidae. The record is from the annotation of a GenBank genome assembly.